GGGUAGAGGUGCAGGGAGUGAGUGGGACAGGGAGAAAGUCAGGAAAAGCAGAGGACACAGAAGAAGAGAGAAAAAAAGAGGUAGACUUUGAGAGGAGAGAAAAGAGAGAGAGAGGGUGUGCACACGCAGGGGUAGAGAGAUAAACACACACAGACACACACACACACAGAGACACACAAUCACACACAGAGAAAACUCUCCACCUCUUUGAGAGUCUCUCAUUCGCUGUCAGUGGUCUCCCCUGUGGACUGAGGAGCGGGGACAGUGUGGGUGGGUGUGAGCCUCUGGAGAGAUCACACAGCCAGACGCCAGCCACACACACACACACACAACUCUCUCUUACACACACCCACACAUUCACUCUGUCUCACACACUCACACACACACACACACACACACAAUCCCUCUGCUGUGAUCGGCCACAGAAUGGCCCUUUUCUUCCGUCCGGCCACUCGGUGAAGAGCCGUCUCUCUCUGCGUGAAACAAGAGGAUCCGCUGUGGCUGCGCUGGAGUUUUAGUCUCACAGGGACUCCAAGCACAGGAGCAGGGGGCUGCCGCGCCUGCUUUACCGGGAGUACUGACCGACGCGUAGCCCACACACCCCAGCCGCCGGCAUGGGAGAUGGACGAGGCGUGUGAGGGGAUCCGCGGCCAGACACGCAAGUCGGACGACGCUCGUCUGCCGGAGAGCUACCUGCGAACGCAAGGUGUGUGUGUGUGCGCUUGUUGUGCGCGUGUGAGGACUUUUGGGGACGCACGAUGAAGGCGGCCGCGACCGGGUGGGCUGGGAUGACGCUGGUGGCCAUCAUCGCCGUGUGUGGAUUGUACCACUCGGCGGAGGGGGGGUGCUCGGGGAAGUGCUGCCGGGGCACGGACCUCACCUGCACCACCACGGACUGGCGGAUGGACCGCGUCUACGGGACGUGCUAUUGCGACGAGGGCUGCCAAAGGACCCAGGACUGCUGCUUCGACUACACCAAGGAAUGCCCAGCUGAGCCGUGUGUGGUGAGCGAGUGGAGUUACUGGAGUGGCUGCGUCAAGCCGUGCCAGCGCUCGUUCCGGGUGCGGCGGCGCCACAUCGAGAGGGAGCCCAGCAACAGCGGCGAGGCCUGCCCAGCCCUGGAGGAGCAGGCCGGAUGCAUGGAGUACCAGACCCACCAGGGCCAACACUGCGCUCAGACGCAAGGUCCCGCACUCAUCACAACAGUGGAGUAUGGGAAGGGACGGACAGGACACAACCUGUACGGGGACCCACAGGAUUCUGGGUUCUGCAUGGAGUUCAAAAUGGAGACCCUGUCGCCGCACUGCACGGUUGAGAACCGUCCGUACACACGCUGGAUGCAGUACCUGAGGGAGGGCUUCACCGUGUGCGUGGCCUGCCAGCCCCCUGCCAUGCGCAACGCCAGCCGCAGCUGCCAAGGAGACGGCAACGACGCAAACAGGGAUGAGGUGCUUCACUGGCAGGCCAUGGGGAACCCUCGGUGCAGGGGGACCUGGAAGAAGGUGCAGAGGCUGCAGCACUGCUCGUGUCCCCAGGUGCACAGCUUCGUCUUCAUCUGAGACGAGAGGCACGCAGAGAGAGCACACGCAGUCCUCGAGCGCAGGCUCCGCUUUCUUAACGCCAGAUUGUUCGCGUGCGUAACGUAGACGUUUUGGCCCUUUGCUCGUUUCCCCCCCUUUUCCUCAGAAAAUGUUGAUAAACUUAAUCUCUAAUGACCUGUAAACAUCUGUUUCUUCACUCAUCAGCAAAGCGAUCACAAAGAUGCCAGAGUUCACUUGCCUGCUGUGUGCAUAGAUGAGCACAAUGCACAUUCCACGUGCCAGAUGUAAUAUUCACUUUCAGCACAAGCGCUGUACAAUUAGGGCUCUUAUGACGCUUAAAAGAAAAGUCACAAUUGCAUGAAUUGUAAUUAUAAGAAAAUCAAUUAAAGUGUUUGUUUUUAAUAUUUAUAUUUCUGUUGUCAUGUCUGAUGUCUUUACAUAACCUAAAUGAAAUGUUAUUUUUGAGAGUGUUUUGCAUGAACAGUGCCCUCUACUGGUCUUAAAAAUAAAUAUUUUUGAAAGGGUAUC
Messenger RNA from Sardina pilchardus (European sardine), 2069 nucleotides. RefSeq names its product somatomedin-B and thrombospondin type-1 domain-containing protein. The record is from RefSeq and is a predicted model, not a curated record. The transcript is spliced from 5 exons. The coding region runs from base 759 to 1559 and encodes 266 amino acids. Lineage: Eukaryota; Metazoa; Chordata; Actinopteri; Clupeiformes; Clupeidae.